UAACACGAACGGUUAGUCAGUAACCGUCACAUCGUCUCAGCGGAUCUUUCAGAAUUGAUUCAUCAAAGUGACUCACAAUGGACCUCAGUGGUGAAUAAUAUUUUUACUCACAGAGACGACAGUGAAUGAGUGAAUGAUGGAGGGCAGGAGUGGGAUGAAGUGCACCACAGAAGCUCCUCACAGCGUCAUUCUGACUUAUUAUGAAGGAGAUAUUAACACGGUGGUGGAUGAACAUUUCUUCAGAGCUUUGAAUAAGAGCAGCAUGCCUAAAGACCUGAGCACCAAACCCCGAACCACACCACCCACUCAACCAGGUGCUUCGUCUUCAUUCUCGUGGUCUCCAUCUGGGUCCAGCAGCAUGUUUUCUCCAAGGCUCACCAGCCAUUUGGGACAGAGCCAGUGUUUCUCCAGUGAGGGAGCAGUUCGAGCACCAUCAGUGAUCAGAAGUAAUCCUGAAACUUCUGCUGCUACCUGGGGUUUUCCUAAACACUACACAGCACCUUUACCAACACACCCUCUGCAGCCAGAGUUACAGAUGAACAAAAGCAGACCAGAUUUCUACUGGCACUGAGGUCACGACCUCCACCCGCACAUAAAGAACCUUCAUUAUUAAUGAACUUUCUUUAUAAUAGUCUUAUUAAAUUAUUAAAUAUUUGUACAAUUUAAAGAAAAAAUGAUGUAAAAACACAGAAUCUGUUUCAUUUCAUCCCUUAUUUCCUUCUGGGUCCAAAACACUGAAAAAUAAAUAAAAAUGUCUUUUUGUUUUAUCAGAAAUGUACAAUUAUUGUGAAA
Messenger RNA from Trichomycterus rosablanca, 792 nucleotides. RefSeq lists its product as uncharacterized. The transcript is spliced from 6 exons. The coding region runs from base 134 to 571 and encodes 145 amino acids. The record is from RefSeq and is a predicted model, not a curated record. NCBI's taxonomy places the organism in Eukaryota, Metazoa, Chordata, Actinopteri, Siluriformes, Trichomycteridae. Gene Ontology annotation, cellular component: nucleus. Gene Ontology annotation, biological process: regulation of transcription by RNA polymerase II.